GACUGUAAGAUGCACCAGGCAAGCGGGCAGCGGCUGGAAACUACAGCGUAUGAACAAGAACCGGGACAACACAGUGGCUGUUUAUGUAUUUGACAACCACACACACACACACACAUUAAAGCAUCAGACAGUCACAAUCACACACAUCAAUAAAAUACUUCUUCAAAGCCGAUACAUGACUAGAUUGGAGCAUGUCAGCCUAGCAUGGUCUUCUACUCCCGGGACUGCUACACGUUAUGGCAUUUAUCUCAAUCUUUUUGGAUGCUCUUCCCACGACUGUCUGCCGGAAAAUCGUGCUAAUGCUCUGCUCGCUGAUGAUGUCCUUGUACUUGUUGUAUUAUCUAACGGAUCUCUGCCACACCAUGUCCAGCCCCGUCCGUAGCUCAGAAGAGGAGAGCAACCUGGCCGGAGACUUUGGCGAGUGGCAGGCGCUCCGCAGGAAGAGGCUGCUGCAGAAACUGCAGAUGCAGGGCUAUCUCAACGGCGAGCUCCCCGAAAAGUACUUCAGGGAACUGAGGCUGCAGUUGCAGCCCGCCAACGUGAAGCAGCAGGAGAGGAUCGGCAGGUCGCUGGCGGCGAAUCCACCCAGCACCCUGAGCUUCAGCGAGGACGGGGUGAGGAAGCUCCCGCAGGCCAUCAUCAUCGGGGUGAAGAAAGGAGGCACCCGGGCUCUGCUCGAGUUUGUCCGGGUACACCCGGACAUCAGGGCCGUGGGCGAAGAGCCGCACUUCUUCGACCGACACUAUGACAAGGGCCUGCGCUGGUACAGAAACCUGAUGCCGAAAACACUCGAUGGGCAAGUCACCAUGGAGAAAACCCCUAGUUAUUUUGUCACCAAGGAAUCAGCUGCCAGAAUCUAUGCAAUGUCGAAGGAUGCCAAACUGAUACUGGUGGUUCGGGAUCCUGUCACCCGAGCUAUCUCUGACUACACACAAGCUCUCUCAAAGAAACCCAACAUACCCAGUUUUGAGAGUUUGGUCUUCAAAAACAGGACUUCGGGGUUAAUUGAUACCUCCUGGAAUGCUAUCCAGAUUGGUAUUUAUGCCAAGCACCUGGAGAAUUGGCUUCUAUAUUUCCCAAUGGGACAAAUCUUGUUUGUGAGUGGCGAGAGGCUAAUCAAUGACCCAGCCAGAGAACUGGGCAAAGUACAAGACUUCCUGGGUCUGAAGAGGAUCAUCACAGACAAACAUUUUUACUUCAACAAGACAAAGGGCUUCCUCUGCUUGAAGAAGCCUGAGGGGAGCAGUAAGCCCCAUUGCCUGGGCAAGACCAAGGGCAGAACUCAUCCCAACAUUGAUCCAGAGGUCAUUCGAAGGCUGAGAGACUUCUACAGGCCUUUCAACAUGAAGUUUUACCAAAUGACAGGACAGAACUUUGGCUGGGAUAACUGAAAUGUUAAAAAUGUAAGAUAUUCACCACAGGACUAUAAAUAAUAAAAUAAUUGGAAAAAAAUGAGAGAUAUUCUGAUAAAUUUAAGCAGAAAUCUGUUGCAAGCGAGGAUGCUUUAUCCCUUUGUUCAAAGGUCGAUUUUUCCUGAAUUAUUUAUUUAAACCAAUAGUCACAUAUUAAACGAGAAUAUAGAAUGAGCAAUUUAGACCUUUGCAUUAAGAGUUCAGUUUAACAUAAUUAUUUAGAGGUUUAGACAUUUAUCUCAAAACUACCAAAAUCUUGUUAUUUUUACAGAAUUGCAAAUUCUUUGUGUUACUUUAAUAUUUUAUUCACAGAUUUCUUUACCUAAGGGUGCUACUUCUGUACCGGAUUAUUUCUUUUACCUCAUUUAUGAGUUUUUAAAAAGCACACAUUUAAUAAAAUUUACGGGUAUUUA
This is a messenger RNA of Amblyraja radiata (thorny skate), 1825 nucleotides long. Its product is annotated as heparan sulfate glucosamine 3-O-sulfotransferase 3A1-like. NCBI's taxonomy places the organism in Eukaryota, Metazoa, Chordata, Chondrichthyes, Rajiformes, Rajidae. The coding region runs from base 237 to 1391 and encodes 384 amino acids. The record is from RefSeq and is a predicted model, not a curated record. Gene Ontology annotation, molecular function: [heparan sulfate]-glucosamine 3-sulfotransferase activity. The transcript is spliced from 2 exons.